Molecule: messenger RNA, 1844 nt
Organism: Globicephala melas (long-finned pilot whale)
Lineage: Eukaryota; Metazoa; Chordata; Mammalia; Artiodactyla; Delphinidae
Product: E3 ubiquitin-protein ligase MSL2-like
Biological process (GO): protein ubiquitination
Cellular component (GO): MSL complex
Molecular function (GO): ubiquitin protein ligase activity
Source: RefSeq, a predicted model, not a curated record
AUGCAGUCUGAGACUCCUGAGGAGUUCCACCAAAGCCAGUGUGGAGGAGCCUAUGUGGUCAAUAGACUGGACUUAUUUUGGAAACAAAUUAGUCUUGAUUCGGCUGUGUUUGUUGGAGAUGAGGGAUGGGUGCUGGUUGUCAGUGGAGACAAUCAUGUGAUUGGAGGGGUGGAACUUCCAGUCCCACCCUCUGACAUUCGGGGAGAAUUAUGCAGCCCAACAUGGGAUAUAAUAGAAGCAGUCGACUGUUCUUCUGAUAUUUUGGCUUUGCUUAAUGAUGGAUCAUUGUUUUGUGAGGAGAUGGAAAAACCCUCAGAUUCAUCCUUUACUUUGUGUUUGACACAUUCCCCUUUACCUUCGACCUCAGAACCCACAACUGAUCCUCAAGCUAGUUUAUCUCCAGUAUCUGAAAGCACCCUCAGCAUUGCUAUUGGCAGUUCUGUUAUCAAUGGUUUGCCUACUUAUAAUGGGCUUUCAAUAGAUAGAUUUGGUAUAAAUCUUCCUUCACCUGAACAUUCAAAUACAAUUAAUGUAUGUAACACUGUUGACAUAAAAACUGAGGAUCUGUCUGACAGUUUGCCACCUGUCUGUGACACGGUAGCCACUGACUUAUGCUCCACAGGCAUUGAUAUUUGCAGUUUCAGUGAAGAUAUAAAACCUGGUGACUCUUUGUUACUGAGUGUUGAGGAAGUACUCCGCAGCUUAGAAACUGUUUCAAACGCAGAAGUCUGUUGCCCUAAUUUGCAGCCCAACUUGGAAGCCACUGUAUCCAAUGGACCUUUUCUGCAGCUUUCUUCCCAGUCUCUCAGCCAUAAUGUUUUUAUGUCCACCAGUCCUGCACUUCAUGGGUUAUCAUGUACAGCAGCAACUCCGAAGGUAGCAAAAUUGAAUAGAAAACGAUCCAGAUCAGAAAGCGACAGUGAGAAAGUUCAGCCACUUCCAAUUUCUACCAUUAUCCGAGGCCCAACAUUGGGGGCAUCUGCUCCUGUGACAGUGAAACGGGAGAGCAAAAUUUCUCUUCAACCUAUAGCAACUGUUCCCAAUGGAGGCACAACACCCAAAAUCAGCAAAACUGUACUUUUAUCUGCUAAAAGCAUGAAAAAGAGUCAUGAACAUGGAUCCAAGAAAUCUCACUCUAAAACCAAGCCAGGUAUUCUUAAAAAAGACAAAACAGUAAAGGAAAAGAUUCCUAGUCAUCAUUUUAUGCCAGGAAGUCCUACCAAGACUGUGUAUAAAAAGCCCCAGGAAAAGAAAGGGUGUAAAUGUGGGCGUGCUACUCAAAAUCCAAGUGUUCUUACAUGCCGCGGCCAACGCUGCCCUUGCUACUCUAACCGCAAAGCCUGCUUAGAUUGUAUAUGUCGUGGCUGCCAAAACUCCUAUAUGGCCAAUGGGGAGAAGAAGCUGGAGGCAUUUGCUGUGCCAGAAAAGGCCUUGGAGCAGACCAGGCUCACUUUGGGCAUUAACGUGACUAGCAUUGCUGUGCGCAAUGCUAGUACCAGCACCAGUGUAAUUAAUGUCACAGGGUCCCCAGUAACAACGUUUUUAGCUGCCAGUACACAUGAUGAUAAAAGUUUGGAUGAAGCUAUAGACAUGAGAUUCGACUGUUAAAUCAGUGGGUCUUUAAACCUACCUCUGGUAGGGAAAUAGCUACAGUUUUACAGCAGCUAUGGUUUUGUUGGUUUAACUUGCCGGAGCUCCUGCAUAUAGAUCACUUGUAUCAAGUGUUUUCAUUGCUAAGUUAUAUGUGUUAGUGUCGGGGAAAUAGUUUGCAGAUAAUGGAGGAGUAACCCUACAACUAUAUGUCCUUAGUUCUUACAGAACCUCAUAGUUUGAGAACAAAUGCU